AUGUCAACUGACUCCUAUAUAGCAAGCAAGCCUCAACUUGCCCGGACAGAAUCACGACAAUCUGUUGCUGCUUCAGACGACUACUAUUCAUUCUCAGACCGAGCUGCUUCCUCAAGUCCAGAGAGUCGAGUAACAGUCAUGCGAUUCAGGACUGCAGACUCUCAUCCAUCUUCUAACGCAUCAUCGCCUACCAUGCCAGAAGAAGAACAUCCUAUGCCAGAGGAUCUUGGGUCUCCUCGCCCACCAACACCCAGCACCGUUCGCUUUGGCGAAGAAAGAGUAGCUCACAUCAGUCCCCAGUCAGACGGCACAGGAUCCGAUGAGACCGCUCGCCGAGUCCCCAGCGACUAUGCGGGACCAGCCCCUACCCCAGGCCUGGACGACUCUCCAUACGUCCGGUUUGCAAUCGACCAGCUCACCCAAGACAGGUCUGGGGGUGUUUCAAGACACGAUUCCCUUUCCACCACCACUACCGGUGACUAUUCCACUGACCGAAUGGUCUGGGAUGAGGGACUCGGCUAUUUUACUCGCACUCGAACUCCAAUUCGCCAUGACACGACUCCAGUGAGACCGUCGUACACGUCUCCUUCACCGCAGGCUUUGCCCCAACGACCAGUCUCCGUGAACCCCGAGUCGUUUAUGGCCGUUGACGCCCCAGAACAGAGCUUGUUGUAUCCCCCCCUGAAUUACCUCCCUCUGGCCCUGCGGCCCUGGGCUUUGGCCUUGACGAUAUUUUGCUGUCUUCUCAUGAUCGCCGGAAUUGUCUUCUGCAAUGUCUGGUCCCAUCGUGAUGAGGGCAUUUGGGACUACGGGGGUCAGGAUGGAGCAAGCUAUUUCGUUUUGCAAUUCUUGCCUCAGAUCCUCGCUGCGCUUAUCAUAAUUUGGCUGUUUGUUAUCCAGGCUGCUGUAUAUCGCAUAGCACCUUUCGCCAUGAUGUCAGCCGAGCGUCAGAAAGGCCUAGUUAUGCAAGGCUUGCCAAUUAUCUCCAGGAACUUUGUCUUGCCUGACCUGUCGCAUUUCCGGAACGGUGAGCCUUUGUUCGGCUUCUCUCUCUUCGCAAUCUGGCUCUCCAACUUCUUCGCCAUCCCCCUUAUCAGUUGCCUCUUCCAAGCAAAAUACUUUGUCAUUGACGGGGAGGGGGUCUGGAAGUGGGCCGCCGUUGAGUCUGUUGGCUGGACGCUAGUGGCUUUAUACGGUGUCCUGACAAUUGGUCUGGGUUUGCUGCUUCUGCGUUUCCUCAAGGGCCGGUCUGGUCUGAUGUGGGAUCCAGUCAGCCUGGCAGAUUUGAUCUCAAUCAUCCAACGAUCAAACAUCCUACAUGACUUUGAGCACUCCGAAACAGUUCCAUCAGUAAAGGAAUCUCUCGACCCUCGCAUCCUUCGGCUCGGAUACUGGAAAUUGUCCAGUAAGGCAGAAGUCUUUUAUGGGGUUGGUGAGAUCGACGCGCCGGUCCGUACGCCAUCACUUCACCAGACUGGCAAGAAGCAGCCCCACGGACUUGCCAAUGUGAACUUUGACAUCGAGAACCAAGGUGAAUUGGCCAACGAUCCGUCGCAUAACCACCUGUACUCGACAUCCAUCCGUUACCGCUGGACUCCAUGGUUCCUUCGCAAAAUCUCAGUAUGCGUCUGGGUUGCCAUUGUCUUCGCUCUGCUUAUUGCAUUUGUCGCUGUCAGUUUCAUCCACAAUGGCAUCAAGGGCGGCUUCCCUCCCAAGCUUCCGACCCUUCCAUCGACAAGUGCAUUCUCGUCCUCCAACUUCCUAUACAGCUUUGUUCCCGCUUUGAUUGGCAACGUGCUCUUCCUUGUCUGGCAACCUAUCGAUGUCUACUUCCGAUCCCUACAGCCAUUCGUCGAGCUCUCCGCUGCUAGUGGUGCAUCGGCUGAACAAAGCAUCCUCCUCGCCUACCCAUCCCUGUUACCCGUCCAGGUCACCAUCCAGGCUCUCAUCAACCGACACUACAAGGUUGCAUGCAUCUCUCUCAUGAGCCUUGUCUCUCUCGCCAUCCCCAUCCUCGCUGGCGGUGUUUUCAUUGCCCUUUGGUACCCUUCCCAUGACGAUAUCCGCAUUUCCGCGUUGAUGCCUGCAUUCUACGCCCUGAUCGCCUUCUGUGCGUUGUAUGCGGUUUCCUUCCUCGCGAUCUGGCCCGGUCGUCGCCGUUACCUCCCACAUGAUAUUACGACCCUUGCCGAUUUGAUGAGUUAUAUCUACCAAUCACCUCUGUUGUCUGACAAGAUCCUCCGCGAGCCGAGGAGUAAAACCGACCUCGUCACCCGCCUUAUCGUUGCCCCGCCUUCAGAGCGCCAGCUACCUCUCUAUGGCUUUGGUAUUUACGUCGGCCGUGAUGGCAAGGAGCACCUUGGCAUCGACCGUUUCUCAAGGCCUGGCCGGACUGACAUGCUCAUUACCACUGGCACUAUGAAAUAA
Messenger RNA from Penicillium soppii, 2427 nucleotides. RefSeq names its product DUF3433 domain-containing protein. The record is from RefSeq and is a predicted model, not a curated record. NCBI's taxonomy places the organism in Eukaryota, Fungi, Ascomycota, Eurotiomycetes, Eurotiales, Aspergillaceae. The coding region runs from base 1 to 2427 and encodes 808 amino acids. The transcript has a single exon.